Messenger RNA from Neospora caninum, 2130 nucleotides. RefSeq lists its product as hypothetical. Gene Ontology annotation, biological process: regulation of autophagy; positive regulation of TOR signaling; cellular response to amino acid stimulus. Gene Ontology annotation, cellular component: nucleus; Gtr1-Gtr2 GTPase complex; lysosome. The record is from RefSeq and is a predicted model, not a curated record. Gene Ontology annotation, molecular function: GTPase activity; GTP binding. Bases 1 to 2130 code for a protein of 709 amino acids. NCBI's taxonomy places the organism in Eukaryota, Apicomplexa, Conoidasida, Eucoccidiorida, Sarcocystidae. The transcript has 5 exons.
AUGAGAGAGCGCCGUUCGCUGACCCGCUUUUCCCUCGCUUCUCGCUUUUUAGAAACGACUGCUUCUCUCUCUCCUGAAGAGACCGGAGUCUCGCGUCCAGCUGAGAGUUCCUCUUCCGCGGCACCGCUCGCUGCGCUCGCGUCCUCCGACUCUUCUUCCUCUGACUCCGCUCCUUCGGAUUCUUCGGCCUUCUCGUUCCUUCCCUCCGCGUCCUUCUCGUCUCACUUCGCCGCCGCGCCGCUGAAGUCGCUCGAUCGUCUCUUCGUGAACAAACUCGACAAACUCCGAUUCCUCGACGAAACGACGCCGAACCUUGUGAUUGCGGGGCUGCCUAGAAGUGGAAAAUCCUCGAUUGCUCGCGUCGUUUUUCAGCGCGUCCCUCCCCACAAAACCUUAAACUACGGUGGGAAACACCAAAAGGCCGAGGUUAUUUCCGCGCACUCGGGCUCUCUGCUCGAUUUCGUCGUCACGGUGCUGCCUGGCAGCUUUGUCCUCGAGGCGGUUCAGCUCGGCGCGGUCGCAACUGCCUCGCCGCUCGCGACUGCGCCGUCCGGAGUUCUUCGCGGGUCUUCUUCCGCGUCCAUUUACCCGCAUCCGAUCAGCGAUUUCAUCUCCACGAAAGCUUCCUUCACCUCCUUUCCGGCAUCCUCGCUCUCGCUCGCGGGCACAGACUUCGAGGAGGAAGACGCCGGCUGGGACGAGUUGCUCCGCCGAGCAGACUGCCUCGUCUUUGUUUUCGACAUCCAAAGCGAAACGUUGCAAACUGACGUGUCUCAAACCACGGCGUUUCUGAAGCAAGUGUGGCGAAUCAAUCCCGCACUCUUCGUCGAGAUUUUCCUCCACAAAGCCGAGGCUGAUGUCUCCGGAAGCGAAGACCUGUCGCCGGGGCCCGCGGCGCGCGAGGUGGAAUCCCGUCUGCGCGUUCAGUUGCUGAACGCCGUCGCAGACGAGAAACUCGGCGUCAUCGAGGAAGAGAAGGAACCUCCCGUGUCUCUUUACGAGGGAACUCAAGAAGAGCGCGGAAACAACGAGAGAGCGGCAGAUGAGGCGUUACCAGAGUCGAGCGCACCCCCGCGCUUCUGCGUCACCAACACGUGCAUCUACGAUGCUUCGAUCUUCCAAGCGUGCAGUCGGGCUGUUCAGCGGCUCUUCCAUCAUAGUGAGAUGUGUCGGGAAUUGCUUGCGCGGCUCUGCCGGCUGUGCCGUCUGGAGAAGGCGUUGCUUUUCGACGCGCAGCUCAAGCUUUGCCUGGCAGGCGACGCGGCCGCCGUCGAUCCUCGAACCUUCGAACUCGCGGCGGAAAUUGUCGAGCUCGGAGGCGAUUUGAAGGCGAUUUACGCAGCAGAAAAGCGGGGCAGUGUGAAAGAGCGUGCGCGACGACUCGCACAGAGCAGAGCUCGACCGGGCGGAAAACAUGCAGAGGAAAGCGAAGAGGGAGAACAAGGACAACGAGAAGGAGAGGAAAACGGAGGAGAGACACCGGAGGGAGGGGAACCACAGCAGGGAGAAGGACGAGAGAGAGAAGAGGGAGAAGGAAAGAGGGAAGAGGGAGACGGAGACAGAGGAGAGACACAAGAGGGAGUGAAACCACAGCAGGGAGAAGGACGAGAGAGAGAAGAGGGAGAAGGAAAGAGAGAAGAGGGAGAAGGAGACAAAGGAGAGACACAAGAGGGAGUGAAACCACAACAGGGAGAAGGACGAGAGAGAGAAGAGGAAGAGAGGAUGGUGUCUGAUGCGGAUCGUGGAUUUCGUGGCUCUUUCGGUUCUCGGACUGACUUUCCGUGCAAGCAGUCUGAGGUCGGUUUUCUCGUGGAAGAAGAAAAGCGUGUGGAGUCUCUCGAUUCCUCGGCGUCUGUCGGCGCGCGCAUCAAGUCUGAAGAGACGUAUCUUGUGCACUUGACGUCCGGGAAGUUGUUUCUGGUGUUUGCCAUCGACGAGGCGUUGCGCGUUGCAUGCGUCGUCCGCGAAGACCACUUCGAUCGGCCUCACUUGGUGGAGUGGAAUCUGCGGGUUCUGCGGCACGCCUUGCUGCAUCUGGGAGCCCUCGAAAAGGAGGCGCACAGCCUCGCUGUCGUGCUGUCCAAGAGCCACUUCGCGACCGCCAAGUCCCGAGCAAAGCCCUCGUUUUAG